GUGUCCGUGAGGCGGCGGCGGCGGCCCCGAGCCCGUAGCGACCCCGGCCCCGGCAGGACGCCGCGCCCCGGCACGGGCGGGGGCUCCGCGCCAUGCCCUGCCCAGCGUCCUGUUCUUUCGCUGGGAUCUGAGCAGAUGUUGCCCUUCCUUGCUGCCAAUGUGAAGUAUCAGAAUAGAACAGUUGGAACUUUGUGGGACAAGAGAGGACUGUUUAUUCUCUCAUUCUGUGAUUUUUAUAAGUCAAGAGCCUCAAAGUAUUGCAAGUAAAGACGAGGAUUCCUCCUCCUGCCCAGGGCCUGUCAUGGAUGAAGAGACUCAGCACAGCCUUGAAUGCAUCCAGGCUAAUCAGAUUUUUCCCAGGAAGCAGCUGAUCCGAGAGGAUGAGAACCUUCAGGUGCCGUUCAUUGAGCUCCACGGGGAGAGCACAGAGUACGUGGGGCGAGCAGAGGAUGCCAUCAUUGCCCUUUCCAACUACAGGCUCCACAUCAAAUUCAAGGAAUCUGUUGUGAAUGUUCCAUUGCAGCUCAUCGAGAGUGUGGAGUGCCGGGAUAUAUUCCAGCUUCAUUUGACUUGCAAGGACUGCAAGGUUAUAAGGUGUCAGUUUUCCACCUUUGAGCAGUGUCAGGACUGGCUGAAGAGGCUGAACAAUGCCAUCCGCCCCCCGUCCAAGAUAGAGGACCUGUUCUCCUUUGCCUACCACGCCUGGUGCAUGGAGGUUUAUGCCAGUGAAAAGGAGCAGCACGGGGACUUGUGUCGGCCAGGAGAACAUGUAACUUCCAGGUUUAAGAACGAAGUGGAGCGGAUGGGGUUUGAUAUGAACAAUGCCUGGAGGAUUUCCAACAUCAAUGAGAAGUACAAGCUGUGUGGCAGUUACCCCCAGGAGAUCAUCGUUCCCGCCUGGAUCACGGAUAAGGAGCUGGAGAGCGUGGCCAGCUUCCGCUCCUGGAAGCGCAUCCCUGCCGUGGUGUACAGGCACCAGAGCAAUGGGGCAGUGAUCUCCCGCUGCGGCCAGCCCGAGGUGAGCUGGUGGGGCUGGAGGAACGCCGACGAUGAGCACCUGGUCCAGUCCGUAGCCAAAGCCUGUGCCUCAGACUCCAGGUCCAACAGUAACAAGUUAAUGAAUGGGAAUUGUUCCAGAGAUUUCUCCAACGGAGGGGACCUCUCUGAUGUGGAAUUCGACUCCUCCAUCUCCAAUGCCUCAGGAGCAGAGAGUUUGGCAAUCCAGCCGCAGAAGCUUUUGAUCCUGGACGCGCGAUCUUACGCAGCAGCCGUGGCCAACAGAGCCAAGGGGGGUGGCUGUGAGUGCCCAGAAUAUUACCCAAACUGUGAAGUAGUGUUCAUGGGGAUGGCAAACAUCCAUUCCAUCCGCAAGAGCUUCCAGUCGCUGCGUCUGCUCUGCACACAAAUGCCAGACCCAGGAAAUUGGCUGUCAGCUCUGGAGAGCACCAAGUGGCUGCAGCACCUGUCAGUGCUCCUGAAAUCCGCGCUGCUCGUGGUGCACGCCGUGGACCGGGACCAGCGGCCGGUGCUGGUUCACUGCUCCGACGGCUGGGACCGCACCCCCCAGAUCGUGGCCCUGGCCAAGCUCCUGCUGGACCCCUACUACAGGACCACGGAGGGUUUCCAGGUACUAGUGGAGACGGAGUGGCUGGAUUUUGGCCACAAGUUUGCAGAUCGCUGCGGCCACGGGGAGAAUUCAGAUGACCUCAAUGAGCGCUGCCCAGUGUUUCUGCAGUGGCUGGACUGUGUCCAUCAGCUCCAGAGGCAGUUCCCCUGCUCCUUCGAGUUUAACGAAGCAUUCCUUGUGAAGUUGGUGCAGCACACCUACUCCUGCCUCUUUGGAACAUUCCUGUGCAACAAUGCGAAAGAGAGAGGAGAGAAACACACUCAGGAACGGACCUGCUCCGUCUGGUCUUUGCUGCGGGCAGCAAACAAAGCCUUCAAAAACCUGCUCUACUCCUCCCAAUCGGAAUCUGUGCUGUAUCCCGUGUGCCAUGUGCGGAACUUGAUGCUCUGGAGCGCUGUUUACCUGCCCUGCUCCUCCCCCUCCACGCCCGCCGACGACACCUGUGCCCCGUACCCUGUGCCAGGCUCUAGCCCCGAAGAGCAGCCUCUGGGCAGGUUACCAAAGACAAGAUCCUUCGACAAUCUGACGACAGCCUGUGACAGCAGCGUGCCUACAACCAACCGCCGGAGCAGCGACCCCAGCCUCAACGAGAAGUGGCAGGAGCACCGCCGCUCCCUGGAGCUCAGCAGCCUGGGCCCCCCUGGGGACGACCCCUUUGAGGGGGACGGGCUGGGCAGGCAGGGCAGGGCCCCCGUGGGGGCAGAGCUCUCUGUGGCAGCCGGGGUGGCAGAGGGACAGAUGGAGAACAUUCUGCAGGAGGCCACUAAAGAUGAUGUUGGGCUGGAGGAGCACUUGAGGGGUGGCCUGGAGGCAGCAGGGAAAGGGGAUGAGGUUGGCCUGGAUAAGGAGAAGAGAGCUGACAAUCUGUGUGGAGAAAAGGCCGAGGCGGAUACAGGUAUCGUAACGAACAAUCCCACACCCACCCCACACCCGGCCUCACGCGGUGCUUCGGAGCUCAAAGGACAACAGGACGAGCACAGCGACCCCAGCAGCGCUCUCCAGAAGGCACCUCUGGGAAGAGGAGUGCAGGCUGUUCCUGCCGAGGGCUCCGGAAACAGAGAUGCUCCAAACAACGCGGAGGAAGAAGACGUUGGGAAAGGCGAAGAAGUGGAGAGCCCGUACGGCACGGCCCAGGCCGGCCUGGCCUUCCCUCUGACAGCCCUGCCAGAGCUGAGGACAUCCAACAUCGAGAGCUCCACAGAGACCUUAACGGAGACUGAAGCAAAGCCCGAGCUCACGCCCAGGGCUCCGUGCCACAGACCUCACCCCUUCGACAACAGCGCUGACGAGCUGUCCCGAACUCUGGAGAACAGGCCGGAGGGGGAGUGCAUGAUAGAGCUCCAAAAACUGGGAUCAAGAAUGCAUAGGACUUCUAGUAGCAACGCCACACACCUCCCGAUGCCUUCCCCUUGUGCCUUGCCUCUAGCAGACCGCAAAGAUGAGGUGGUGUGUAACGGGGAGCUGGAGCCGGAGAACAAACUGGCAGAGAAACCCGCGGGAUUCACGGCCCCGAAAUUCCCCGCCACCAACGGACACUGCGUCAACGGCGAGGAUGGGCGGAUCAAGGCCUCGCUGAGCCGGCAGAUGUCCAUGGCCAGCUGCAGCUCUGCCCAGCUCCACCUGAGGAACUUGCACCAGAAAUGGAUGUUCAGCCAGCUUGGGAAGCAGCCGGCCGGCAGCCCGGACCAGCCGGCCCGCAGCCACCUGGACGACGACGGGAUGCCCGUCUACAGCGACGUCAUCCAGCAGCGCCUGCGCCAGAUCGAGACGGGCCAUCAGCAGGAGGUGGAGACCCUCAAGAAGCAGGUGCAGGAGCUGAAGAGCCGCCUGGAGAGCCAGCUCCUCAACAGCUCCCUGCGGCUCAACGGCGACUACGGCGACGAAGUGACGUCUAUUCCUGACUCGGAAAGCAAUCUGGAUCAGAACUGCUUGUCUCGCUGCAGCACAGAGAUUUUCUCUGAAGCCAGCUGGGAACAGGUGGAUAAACAGGAUACAGAGGUGACGCGGUGGCUCCCGGAUCACCUGGCCGCGCACUGCUACGGCUGCGACAGCGCCUUCUGGCUCGCCAGUCGGAAACACCACUGCAGGGCUGGGCUUGGAACAGCUCCCAGAGCCUGGAUACACACAGAUCACCCCCAGCCCCACGAGGAGUUAAAAUGGACUCAGGUUUUCAGGGACACUGACCGAGUUGAUCAGCUCUGGAAUUGUGGCAACGUGUUCUGCUCCAGUUGCUGUAACCAGAAGGUGCCCGUUCCCAGCCAGCAGCUUUUCGAGCCCAGCAGAGUCUGCAAAUCCUGCUACAGCAGCCUCCACCCCGGCAGCUCCAGCCUGGACCUCGAACUGGACAAGCCCAUCACUGCCACAUCCAACUGAAUUCCUGGCCUGGGAGCGGCGGGGGAGCAGCCGAGCCGACCCUUCCCCACGGACACGCGGGUUCCCGGGGGGCCGAGGCUGGGAGGCUGCGCGUGGAGCUCGGGGCGUGGGGCGGGACAGACCUUGAGGAUGUGCCGCUGGAUCGUGGGAUUCUCCUUGUCCGGCUCUUCCCCUUUCCUGCCUGUCCUGUCUGUGUGUCCGUGUCCCCGCGCGUGCGUGUGUGUGUAUAUAAUAAUCUAUCUGUUUGUUUGCAGGAGGGGCGUGGAGGUGGGGAGGGGGCUGGUGCCAGCACCAGGAUCCCGUGGGUAUUUAUCUGUCCCGCUGCGGAACCGCUGCAGGCCGAGGAUUCGGGGGAGCAGGGAGCAGAGGGAGCUGGGCUGGCCGGAGUGCAGAGCCUGAAUAGCUGCAGCCUCCAGUGCUUUCAAUCACUCUUGUUAUUCCAAACCCAAAACUGCUGUUUGGGAACCUGUUGCUGCUAGAAGAGGUGGGAAUCUCCUUCCCCAGAGACCCGUUCCCUCUCUGUUCUCACAGUGGGCCCGAGGGUGUCUCAGAUUCCUGUGCUGGUGGCUCUGUACCUGCACGCACAAUCCGUGAGGUCUGAGCCCUCGGAGCAGGAACACCUGGAACGCUGGCUCAGGAAUGCUGUUGGUGAGAGCCGAGCCAGGCGUCACACCGGGCCUUGCCAGGAUUCAAUCCAGCUAGGACAGGAGCAGACCUUUGCCUUGUCCUUGCCCCAUCCGUGUGAGAUUCCCUCUGGGAGCAGAGUGUUGCUCUCAGGUCCUGGCUGGUCACUCGCACUUUAUUGGAUGAUCCAAACCGACAGAAGGCGGCCGGGACCCGCCGGUGUCACCGGGCUCGGCCCGUGCGGAGUGCGCUGGUGCUGGGCACCCCCCUGGGAUGUUCCUCCUUUCCCAGGCUGUGUUCAGUGUACUCCAGAUAGGAAAAAACUGCCUGAGGAGCUUAAAACAAUCCAAAAUACAUCAUGGAUUCCCCUUCCUCCUUCUGUCCCAAUCAGUCACCUCACUGAAGGGUGAAACUCCCGAAUAUCCGUUUGUAACCGACUGGUAGGUGCUCAUCCCAUUCCCUUCCCAUAGAUCCUGCUUAGUGCAAUCUGGCAAGGAGGAAGAGUAGAUCCUGCUCACCGUGCAUUCCCUAGGCAAAAUCCGAAAUUCUCUAUGGUGUUCCCAAGAAUCCUGCUGGAGUAUUUCAGAGUUCUAGAUACAACAGCUCAAAAUCCAAGAAACCUUGGGAAAAGAGCAUUUCCCUUCCCUGGAAUGCCACAAUCACAUCAUCCAAAGGGAGGGUCCGGUGGAGAAACCAUCUGGCAGAGCCCAGUGGGUUUGAGGAGAAGCACUGGGAUGGUUGGACUGUGCCCUUCCCACCCUGCCGGGAUCUGUGUGCUGGUGUGAAUGUCCAGGAAGGAGGAGGCUGCGUCCUUGUGGGAAAGGCGUCUGGGAACGGACGGAGCAUCUUGGGAUCUCCCUGGCACAGGUUUAGAGAAAGAGACAGUGAGGGAAAAGCCAAGGCAUGUUUAGGAUCUGUUCCUAACGCAGCAGCGGGGGCUGGAAGAGAGGCACAGGCGUCGCUGUUCCGCACGGAGCAGGACGAGGGAACGUCCGGCUCUUCCCGGGGGGUGGCGAGGGGGAGGUGGCAGGGCCGGCGUGGGGGGACACCCCAGCCUUGUGUGGCUUUGUGGUGCAGAAUCAGCCGGAGCCUCCGCACGUGCCAAGAGGGUCCGCUCCGGGCCGGGGCUGGGAUGUACAGUGUGAAUAAAAGCUUGCAGCUCUUUAGGCUUUUUUGGAUCGAUGAAGCACUUUUUUUAUUAAUAUUAUUUUUCUUUGUAUGUAAAGGAGGAAGCCGUCUCUCCGUAGCUGUGUACAGAAAUAACCCUUCUCUCCGCAAGAGAGUAAAGUGCUCCUAUAUUUUUCAUUUUUGUCAAAAGCAAGAAGUAAAUACUUUAGAAUUGUUAAAUAUAUAAAUAAAAGUGAAUAAAGUUUAGACUUUUGCAUGGGA
Messenger RNA from Corvus hawaiiensis (hawaiian crow), 6013 nucleotides. It is a transcript of the gene MTMR3, whose product is annotated as myotubularin related protein 3. Bases 302 to 4000 code for a protein of 1232 amino acids. NCBI's taxonomy places the organism in Eukaryota, Metazoa, Chordata, Aves, Passeriformes, Corvidae. Gene Ontology annotation, biological process: dephosphorylation; regulation of autophagy. The record is from RefSeq and is a predicted model, not a curated record. The transcript is spliced from 23 exons. Gene Ontology annotation, molecular function: metal ion binding; phosphatidylinositol-3,5-bisphosphate 3-phosphatase activity; protein phosphatase binding.